Molecule: messenger RNA, 2205 nt
Organism: Ruditapes philippinarum (Manila clam)
Lineage: Eukaryota; Metazoa; Mollusca; Bivalvia; Venerida; Veneridae
Product: T-cell-specific guanine nucleotide triphosphate-binding protein 2-like
Exons: 2
Coding region: 141-1364 (407 amino acids)
Cellular component (GO): membrane
Molecular function (GO): GTP binding
Source: RefSeq, a predicted model, not a curated record
GUUGGUUGUUGUUGUUUCAAUUCUCUUCUCUUCUGCCCUACUUAUAUUGUCAAGAUGUGUUAACCACUUUACUUACGAAAUUUGAAAAGAUUCACCUUUGACAAAAUUUUGUGUCUGGUUGUUAUUUAUCUUUCAACAAAAUGGGUACAUCCAGAAGUAAGCAUAUGCCGCAAGCUUUGAAAGACAUCGACGAAUUUGACCAAAAAACAGCUGCUGAGUACGAAGAAGCUUUUAAAAGUGGCGGAAUGUCACAAUUAAAUAAAAAAAUUGAUGCAGAUAUUGACAAGUGGAGGAAUAUACCUGUAAACAUUGCUGUCACAGGAAAUUCAGGGGUUGGUAAGUCGUCGUUUAUAAACAGUUUUAGAGGACUGAAAGCAAUGUCUAAAGACGCAGCUGCGGUAGGCGUAAAUGAAACGACUUUGGAACCAACUAAAUACAUGCACCCAAACAAUAACAAUAUUGCACUUUGGGAUCUUCCGGGGAUAGGUACAGAGAAAUUUCCGAAAGAAACAUAUUUAGAAAAAGUCGAUUUUGAGAAGUAUGAUUGUUUUCUAAUAAUAACAGCGAACCGUUUUACCGAAAACGAUAUUUGGUUAGCAAAAGAAGUCCAAAAUCUUAAGAAAAAAUUCUUUUUUAUCCGAACAAAAAUGAAUACAGAGGUAGAGAAUAACCAAAACGAUUACGGAAAAAGUAAAUCUGAAACAGUUAAAGAAAUACAAGAAGAUAUGACACAACAAGUUACAGAGAAACGUUUUGAAAAUGUCAAGGUUUACCUUAUCGACAACCGCUCAGAUCAGGAUUAUGAUUUUCCAAAACUCAUAGAAGACAUGAUUAAAGAAGCGCCAAAAUGGAAACAGGAAGCAAUGGCAUUAACAAUGACAACUCUCACAGAAGAUCUUAUAAAUCGAAAAAGACGUGCACUUAGAAAAAGAAUACUGAUAGUAGCACUAGGUUCAGCAGCUGGCGGAACCGUCCCUAUGCCAGGAGCGAGUCUUGCUGUAGAUACAGCAAUUAUUAUGAAAGAAGUCGAUAUUUACAAACAACAGUUUGGUAUUAAUGAUGAAUCAUUGAAGAAAACGGCAAGCUCACUUAAACAAGCUUUCGACAAUGUAAAAGGAGGUUUGAGAACAGGAGGCGCGACUGUAGCAAUGAUUUCUCAUUUUGCGACAACACUUGCUGCUUCAGAAUGUGCAGAGAAAGUUACAGCUUUUGUUCUUCCUGUACUUGGAAGUAUUAUUGCGGCAGGGAUAUCUUACGGUAGCACUGUUUCCAUUUUAAGGUCCCUAUUAGACGAAUGCGUUUCCGAUGCAAGAGAUAUCAACAAACAGCUGAAGAUAAAGAUGUCUGAAUCAAAUCCUUCAUAACCGAGUUUCAUUGUUAGGUUCAGAAAAUAUCUUUAAUACAACAGACAAAUACAUUUGAAUGUAUGAUGUUUGACAUUCUUUUGCGUGUUGUUGUCUGCAAUACUUCAUAUCAUCUUAUGUUAUUUAUAAACGCUGUCUUUUUGCUAUUAUUACAAGUUGUAAUCUUCAAUUCGCUGGCUUGCUGUUAUGUUAAAUAUUAUAACUGGUAAUAUCUACGUAGUACAGAAGCUGAACGUUAGAACUUUGGUGUAAUUAAUAUAAUAUAGUUAUUUAUGUCCUGGUAGACUACGACAUUGCAUCUUCUGUAAGUUGACACACUAUAUUGAUAUGAUCAUCUUGACAUGAAUUACCACGCCCAGAUGUAAAAUAUGCGUAUAACAAAAAAUCAAUGUUUAUGUUAUCAAGUGAUUGUAAUUUAUAACAACAGAGACAAAUGUUAUAACUAGGUGACGCAGGAUACAUCGCAUUAACCAGAUGAAUAUCAUCACGAUAUGGCUUUAUGGUCGUUAAUCUGCCACAUACAUCUAAAAGAUUGCCAUCCCAUUAAACCUGUGACACCAGCAAUGUAAUUGCCAAUGAGCGAAUCGUUAUGUUAAUCAAAGCACUGAAAGUGAUGUAUACGUUGAGCCGGAGAUAAUUCUAAAGCUUAUAUUUAGGAAGUUGUUGAGGAAAUGAAAACUGUUCAAUGAAUUCAUAAAUAUUUAAGAAGUUUGUUUUAGAAAGUAGUUCGUAAAUGUAGAUAGAACAUGUGAUAAUCAACAUGUAUAUACAUAAAUUUAAAUAUGAAAGUGUGCUGGUUUUACUAAUUGGGAAAAGGAUAAUAAAUGAUUUACAAAAUGUU